AAAGGGCUGGGAAAGAGCCUCUAUAUAUUCCUCUGAGUGAAAGACAACCCAGACAGUUUUGAAGUUUUCAAAGACUCACUCUGCUAUUAAGAGUCUUUGCUCAAAGCUGAGGCGCUCAACCACUUGCCAAAAUGUGCAAAGGACUUGCAGCUUUGCCCCACUCGUGCCUGGAGAGGGCCAAGGAGAUUAAGAUCAAGUUGGGAAUUCUCCUCCAGAAGCCAGAUUCAGCUGUUGACCUUGUCAUACCGUAUAAUGAGAAGCUGGAGAAACCAGCUAAGGCCCAAAAACCCUCACCAGAUGAAGCCUUGCAGUGGCGUGAUUCCCUGGACAAGCUCUUGCAGAACAACUAUGGACUUGCCAGCUUCAAAAGUUUCCUGAAGUCUGAAUUCAGUGAGGAAAACCUUGAGUUCUGGAUUGCCUGUGAAGAUUACAAGAAGACCAAGUCUCCUGCCAAGAUGGCUGAGAAGGCAAAGAAAAUUUAUGAAGAAUUCAUCCAAACUGAGGCUCCGAAAGAGGUGAACAUUGACCACUUCACCAAGGACAUCACAAUGAAGAACCUGGUGCAGCCUUCCUUGAGCAGCUUUGACAUGGCCCAGAAAAGAAUCCAUGCUCUGAUGGAAAAGGAUUCGCUGCCUCGCUUUGUGCGCUCUGAGUUUUACCUGGAGUUGGUCGAGUAGCAGUUUAGUCAGGCUGUGGGUAUCAUCCUGUGAGUUAUGCGUCAGCAGUACCCCUGUGUUUUCUAGUAAUCUACACAUCUUUCCAUAGCAGCUUUGCUCAAAGAUACCCAAACAGGGAAAAUCCCAGGGAGUGUUGCUUACUCUUCUGUCCACAUUGUUUUGGAUGUUUUUCUAUUGUCUGCAUGCCUUCCUUUGCCAAUUUUUCCUUCCUGCCCCCUUCUUAACAAGUGCCCCCUACUCAGCUUGUUGUUGUCAGAGCCAGAAAGAAUCACAGAAAAUUCCUGACUAAAGAAAUAAAUAUAAGAUGAGAAUAUGAUACCACUGAUUGUGGGUCAAUUUGAUUUAGGUAAUGGAUCUCCACCUAAACUGGUCUUUAAAAGAAUAUGGAUGUACAAAGGCAAAUUUCAUAGAAACUUAAUUAUGACCCCCCGGGGGAUCAUGUCUCUAAUUAUUUAUGAACUUAUUUAGUAAAAGAUGGCAACAUUAUUUUGAGAUAGCCAUUAUUUGAUUUUUUUAAAAAGCAAAUGCAUUACUUAAAACAUUGACCUUCCCCUUAGAACAUCUUCAUGUUAGCAAUAGAUUAUAAAUAGGAGAUGCAAUGAUAAAUAUGUUGUGUUUAUACAAAAUCAAUCUGAACACAAUCCGUAUUGAUUCUUUCCUUACACCUUCCUCACCCCCUCCCAUAAAAUUGUCAAAAUCUGUAUUAAAUCAAUGACCUAAGAUCAACAAUGGACUAUUUUAUAAAAGUAGCUAUACCCCUAGGAUCUAGGCCUAGAGUUUCAAUUUUCAAAAUAUUUUAAAUCCUUGUAAGUGUAAAAUUUCAAAAUGUAAAAUAAAACUGUUGCUGUCCAUUGCAGUGGUCUCUCGCCUCAAUAUCAAGAGGGUCGUACACUAAUAUGUGAAAAUAAUGUCAAGCCUUUACUGGCUAAUCAUCCUGUGAUGCCAUCUAUUUGUUUAGUAAAGGAUUACUACCAAAUUAUCUCUGUAAAAUCAAUUUAACUAUGCGUGGAGGCUCUCUAUGUGAGGAGGCAGGAUUAUAGAGUACCCUACAUUUUGCAAAGCAAUGUGGUCCUUAAGCAACCCCAAUUUUCCCUCACUAUUUUGCUUCCUGCUUUAGUGAAUUGUACUUACAGUCAAAUACACAUUUAUUCAUAUAUCCUAAUAUGCUUCAGGCACAGAUAAUUGAUAUGGCCAUGGUAUUUUUUAGUAGGUUUAAACAUUUUAUUCUGUAUUUCAUUAUAUGUGUUACUACAUAUUUUUCCCCCUCCUUGUUAGAUUUGAUUAAGUAAUGAUUUGCAUAUUUAGUAACAAAGAAUCAAACUAAGCCAUGUAUGGGGAUAAUCAAGAUGAGGGUGCUGAGUUAAUUCAAAAGAAAGAGGGUGUUUUAAAAAGGAUUAAUAAAAUUCUGAAAUGUUUAAGUAGAAGAUUACAUUGUUUAGUCUUGUAUUUCCCUUUUCUGUUUUCUUUUUUCACUGAUACACUCUUAGUUUCAUAUGCUUAGAGCCCAUUUAUUCAGUUAUUUCCUAAAAAUAUUGAAAACGAGCUGAUUAUAUUAUUCUAUUCUUCAGGUAAACACUGGAGGUGUUUGUUGGGUUUUCCCUAUUUUUGUUAUUUCCAAGGAUAAUAUGCCUUACCUGAAUAAUUGCCAUUCCAUGUUCUGAAAACAGAUUGGAGGGACUGGAUCUAUCAGUCUUGUGAGUUCAUUCAUAUUUGUCAAUAUUUCCCACUUCAAGAAACCCCUUUCAUGAAGCAGUAGUAAGUUAGGCCAGAUCAGCAUUGUGAGUGUGAGGUUCUCAUCAUACAUACAUUGUGGAGGGCUGACCAGUAACACAGAUAAGAAGCUCCAGGAUGAUGUCCCUCUAUCACCUCCCUCAUCAUCCCUCACACUGCUCUAAAUCAGUAGGAAAUUGCCAACUCUUUACUUUCUAAUGCAGCUAGAAAUCUUAAGAACUCAGGAAUCUAGACAAGUUAUUUUUUUCUUGGAUGCCAAACAUUUUUAAGAAAAAAAAAUCCAAUGUAGUUAAAAAUUCACAUAUUUUAUUCACAUUAUUUAAAAUAUCCAGAUAUUUGAAAAUGUCCAGAGAAAUAACCAGACAUUUCAGAUCUCAUCCAGCUGGCUGAUGUUAUAAACACUCAAAUUGACUGUACCCCCGAGUGAGUAGAAUUGUCAGUGGAGGAUAAGAAGAGACUCACCUUUUCAUAAGAUGAACUUGGGAGGCAAAAGGCAGGAAAGGAAACCAUGAGGACAGACAGUGCCAUAAAGGACAAAAAGAAUGCCCUGUAGUCAGAAAAUAUUAAAUAUAUACAUACACAUGUAUGGAUCCAAAAAAUGUUAAGUGUAUACAUACACACCUACAGAUCAGAAGCUAUUCAAGCAAAUGACAUAAUGAAAUUAAAAGAAUGCAAAUACUCCAGUUGAAAAUGAGAAUAAAACAUAGCAAUUAAAAUUGCCCUAGAAAAUUUCUUUGAAAGCUUUUUUUUAAACUUAGAAGAAAAGGAAAAAAACCUGUGUUACUAUUAGUUUCCAUGGUAAUACAAUGAAAAUACAUUCUUAUAAUUCUGGGAAAUUAGAAAAACUGGGAUGAUAUUUCCAGGAAAAAAAAAAUGUGUCUCAUCUGUUUAUUACUCCCUCCUCCUCCUUCUCUUCCUCCCACUCUCCCUUGAGUAAAUUGCCUGGGAACGUUUGAGGUUUAAUGCAAGAUCCCUGUGGUGCUUGCAUUUUCCUUACUUGUGAAAUGUAACUACAGUUGUAAGUGGGUUUGGGAUGUACAGAGGUGGUGGAACCAAAUUGUGGUCAAUAGGAACAGGAAUAAAUGCUUCUCAUUCUUGAGAGAAACCUAAGAUUGGCCCAGGUAAUUCUGUCUGAGUUUGAUGGAGUUUGGGGUUGGAGUGAGACUAGAAGUUAAACUGGACCAGGACAAAGAGACAGAUUAUUGACUAGAAUAAACUAGGAGACUAUGUUCUAUGUUCAUUUGCUAAAACAAUGCUUGUUGAUGUGAACAAGCUCCCACCCUUUCCCUGUACACACACACACAACACAUUUUCUUUCUCCCAGAUAGACACCUGGAUUGCAGAACAAAUUGAGACACUUCAAUCACAUUACUUUUAAAUCAGUAGAGUCAACAUAAGAAAAUAUUUUGUGCCCCACCCCCAUACUCCUUGUACUCAAAUUGUUUAUUGUAUAAAUUAUGUUUUAAGUAGAUUUAAGUUUUUAGUACAUAACGACAGGAACUUGGCGAAAGAAAUGGUUUUUAUUCUUAUUCUCUACAAAGUCAUGGAUUUUACUUGGUUGAUGUGUCCUUUGUACAUACUCCAUUUUGAUAGAAGGGUGUUAUUGUUAUUUCCCAAAGACUGACAGAUGUUUGGAAGUUUCACUAAACACUCAACCAUUAACAAUUAACUAAUAGGUGUUACUUGCCAAGACUUGCAGAAUUAUCUAUGCUCUCAAAACAUUGAUAAUAUCAGAAUCACUUAAAAGGCUAAUUACAUUUCAGAGAAGUGAUUUUUACUCCUGAAAUCAUAGCAGGUCAUUUUCCUUUGUUUCCUAGGAAUUUUACAGAUUUGGAUGAGAGUAGGAUCAUGAGAAGAAAGGGGAGAAAGGAAAGACAGGAUUUGGUAAAGAAAUUCUCAAAACUUUAAUCCCAUGGCUAAGAAACAUUUAAGAGUAGCUCAGCGUUAUUGAAAAUCAAACUGUUUCUUGCUGUCAUUUUCCAGAUUUGCAAGAAGGCAUUUUUUUACUCACAUGCAGCUAGAGGAGAAACUUCACUUUAACAGCCUGUAGAGUCUUGAUUAGAAAAGAGACAAAUCUGGAGAAUCUAUUUUCUCAAUUUGGCUCGCACAUGCUGGAAAGCAGAGAGUGGGGAACUCAGUUUCCAACAUCCCCAAAUCCAAACCCAAGGGCAAGGCAACUGUAUGUAGGUCUUGGACGUAGGUCUUGGUGUAUAUCAGUAUAUCCUGACUGAAUUUCUAGUCUCUCCAUUCUAUUAGGUAAGUUUGCAUUUAACACUUGCUUUGUGCAAGACUCUUUAGUUAAGGAUUUAGCAGCUGCUGCUUAUGUUAAACACAUUUUCACCCAAAUAGGUCAUAUGACAGGAUAGAGGAAUAGAUGCUGAAAGAAAGGCUGGCCCUUUCUACUUUACCAUCCUAGAACUGGAAAGGUCAACUUUUCUGCUUAAAGAGACAUUCAUAACUUUGAAUGGAAACUCAUAGCAGAGUGUGACACGCAAAAAAAAAAAAAAAAAAUCUGAGGAAGAGUAUCCCCCACUUUACUGUUUAAUAAUAAUCUUUUCCUACUUUU
Choloepus didactylus (southern two-toed sloth) is the source of this 4974-nucleotide messenger RNA. RefSeq names its product regulator of G protein signaling 5 (gene RGS5). The record is from RefSeq and is a predicted model, not a curated record. The coding region runs from base 132 to 677 and encodes 181 amino acids. The transcript is spliced from 5 exons. Lineage: Eukaryota; Metazoa; Chordata; Mammalia; Pilosa; Megalonychidae.